Molecule: messenger RNA, 1134 nt
Organism: Branchiostoma floridae (Florida lancelet)
Lineage: Eukaryota; Metazoa; Chordata; Leptocardii; Amphioxiformes; Branchiostomatidae
Product: formin-like protein 14
Exons: 2
Coding region: 1-1134 (377 amino acids)
Source: RefSeq, a predicted model, not a curated record
AUGGCGCUGGCAAGUUUCCUAGACAGGGACGACUACACACAUGAGAUCAAGGGAAUCAGAUAUCCUCCAAUCGUCAACAAGGACAAUUUGGAAGCCAUGGCUAACUUUGACCUUCGAGAUGACGACAUUGCUAUAGUGACUUUUCCAAAAGCAGGUGCUGACACCUUGCUAGCUGUCUCAGAGUCUUACGUAUACGAAGACGUUGAUUCGCCACUAAAGAGUCCCAAACCCAGAGGUACAGGUGUUUGGCCGUCUGCUAAGAACGAGGCCCUGGAAAAGGCCAACAAGACCAAACCCACUAAAGAAGAGCCUCCUCCUCUUCCCCCACCCCGUAGAGUUGAUGAUGCUCUGUUCGCUGUCUCACAGCCUCACCUGUAUGAAGAUGUCGACGCGCCACCAAAGAGCCCCAUACCGACAGGUGCAGGUCCAAGGAAUUUUGCUAAGAACAAGACCAUUGUUACAGGGAACAAAAACAAAACUGUUAAAGAUGAGCCUCCCCCUCUACCCCCACCCCGUAAAGGCGAUUUAACCAUGCCAUCGGUUUCACAGCCUCACCUGUAUGAAGAUGAAGACGCGCCACCAAAGAGUCCCAAACCGACAGGUACAGGUCUAAGGCAGAUCGCUAAGAACAAGACCAUUGUUACGGAGAAUAAAAAUAUAUCUGUAAAAGAUGAGCCUCCCCCUCUGCCCCCACCCCGUAAAGGCGAUUUAACCAUGUCAUCGGUUUCACAGCCUCACCUGUAUGAAGAUGUGGACGCACCACCAAAGAGCCCCAAGCCGACAGGUACAUGUCGAAGGCAGUUUACUAAGAACGAGGCCCAUGGAACAGGUAUCAAAAGCAAUCCCACUAAAGAAGAACCUCCCCCUCUCCCCCCACCCCGUAAAGGUACUGACGUCCUCCCAGCAGUUUCACAGCCUCAUGCACAUGUAGAUACACCACAAAAGCGCCCAAAACAGAAAGGUGCAGCUCUAAAGCAGUUUGCCAUGUCCCUUGGAACAGUUAUCAAAAACAAACCUCCUAAAGAUAAACUUCCCCCAGUCCCACCACAAGGCAAAUGUACUGAAGCCAGGUUUGAGAAGUCAGCAGGGGCUAAUGCCAACCUGCACGUCUAUGAAAAUAACGAAUUUGAAUAG